UAAAUUUUGCGCACCCUACCUUAAACGUCAUUUUCAUUCGACACCGACGCCGGUUUCUAAGCUAACUGGAGCAGCUAAUAAGACGUUCAUUAUGUCGUUUCAAGAAAAUUGUCGAUUAUGCAAAACCAAUUUGAUGGUAAAAGGAGUGGUCUCAAACUCAAGAAAUCUCUUCACUCUAAACUCACUGGAAAACCCGUUGCACAAGCGGUUUCGAGAUAUUGGAGUCUUCUUACCCAAAAGAUAUGGGGUAUUCUCUCGCAAGAUUUGUGGCAAAUGUUACCGAAAGUUGGUCAGGGUGGAAACGGCUCUGAAAUUUUUGAAAAAAUGGCAAAAAACAGCAGAGACAGAAGCGACCGUAGAAAAGGAGUUACAGAGGGCGACACAGCAACGAUAUAUGGCACAGGACAAUGACGGCAGCGCAUCUAUAAUAUUUAGACAUGUGGCCUCCCAAACCGACCCUGCAGAGAAAAGAUCCAUUGGCACACAGCUGAAAAAUGUCAAAAAUAGAGGCACCCAGGCAAAAAUACCCAGCAGAGAUUGUGGCGUGUGCACCCUCACCUACCCCUUGGACAGUUCAGUACUGUUCCUGCAACCAACAAAAGUAAAGAGACCCUCCAAGAGACCUUCCAAGAGACCUCGACUCAGCCUUACAAACGGGGAGGAAGGCCCUUCAGAUAGCAGCUCGUUUAUGGUGGAUCAUGAGCCAGAGGAUUCGGUGUGACUCUGAGGACUCACUGUUGCGGGUUAGCAGCUAUGGCUUUGUAUCUUUUCUUUUUUUUUUUUUUUUUUUUACCUUUUUUGGAAAUCUCUUAAUGAAGAGGAGUAUGUGAAUGACAGAUUAGUUAAUGCAACGUUUGCAAGUGAUAGAAACAUAGAUUUUUAUGGUACAGAAAGUGUCAUAAAAUAAAGUUACCAUGCAACAAACUGUAAGCUCUGGGCUACUGACAUGGUGCUAUUCUACGGUAAUUAGGGGUUUAUGUAAUACUUUUUCUUCACUCCUUGUGCAGAUGUUACUUUACAGAUGGCCUUAAGUAAAUAAACAAUAAAUAUCCUCAAACAAAGAGAAGCAGAACUAUAAAAGCAGCCCUAAACAGCAGAACAGAAAAAAUCCCGCAGAGGUCCUACUACUUUCAAAGUGCCCUUAAGCAAGGCACCAAACCCUCACUGGAAAAUUGCAUGUUUGAUAAUGGAAGACUGUCAGUAUAUCCACACAGCACACGCUCAUCCUUUAACUAACUCUCAUUGUUGCUGCUUUGAAGCAGGAGUGGUGCCUUGCUGAAAUGUUCGCAUACUGCGUUUUGUUUUUCUGUUCCCCGUCUAUAAGUUAUAUCACAGCUUUUCUGUGUACAUUGCAGUUUCACUUCUUUAAAACCUAGACAGAAGAAGAGAAUGUUUGGACCACUAUUUUUUGUAGCAAAGCCACAAAGAAACAGACGCACCAUCAGCUUUUAAGUACAGCAUUGGUGAGAGCUCUUUUUUUUUUACCACCAGUAAUUCAGAAAAACAAAAAUUUGUCAUCCCCUAUACUGCUAAACUGGAAGUUUCAAUUCAGAUUCUUAAAGAAAUGCCACCAAAGUGAAUAUCUGCCCACACUUCCCUAAUCUAUACAGUUUCAUGUUGAAAGUUCAUCAAUGAGGAUGUGAUUCUGUGUACACAGCACUUUCACAAGAAAAGAGAGGGUAUUAAAACCAGAACCACAGAAAUAAAGAUGAGUUACUAAUUAUUUCAAGUGUAUCUGUUCA
Molecule: messenger RNA, 1742 nt
Organism: Plectropomus leopardus (leopard coralgrouper)
Lineage: Eukaryota; Metazoa; Chordata; Actinopteri; Perciformes; Serranidae
Source: RefSeq, a predicted model, not a curated record